UGGCUGACAGUUGAGUUUGCGAAAAAAAAAAACGCCUGCUGCUGGCUGAGAAUCUUCUUUUGUGUUCGUUCGGAAGUGUGCACACUCGCGUUUUUUCUCGUUCCGUGCGGGGCGAAUUCCCAGUUUUUCAAGCCGUGUUUUUACUUCCGCUGGCGGAUUUGUGGACAGUUUUUCCUGUCCAGUUGCUGCUCUGUCGAGGUAAGAAGCAAGUUCGCAGCAAAAGGGCCCUGUCCCAGUGGAGCAGUUGGCAAGAAGUUUAUAUUCCGUUGUCGAUAGAGCAGUAAUCUGUUCCUGAAAUCAACAAAAAUGACCGGUACUGAGAAUAACGCAGUGAAGGCAGUUGAAUCCGCUUCGGACGGGGAGGAUCAAAUGGUUGAGCUACUAGACGACCCGGCCUAUAUGUCUUCGUCCUCACGCCGGAUGAUGAUGAAGGAGGUGAUAAAGGUUCUGCCGGAUAACGUUCAACAUCGGAUCAACGCCCUGAAACACCUACAGAAAAAGUAUCUCAACUUAGAGUCCAAGUUCUUUGAAGAGGUGUACGCCCUGGAGUGCAAAUACCAGGAACUGUACCAGCCUUUAGUGGAUCGCCGGAAGGCAGUCAUUACGGGCGAAUCGGAGCUGGAGGAUGGCGAAGCUGAGUGGGAGGAAGAAAGUGACGACGAGGACAACGAGGUGGAUUCGUCGGUUACGGCACGCUUCAAGCGGAUGGCACUAAACUACAAGAACCAGCACUCGAAAAGCAUCAAGGAGGGUCUGGGCAUUCCCGCCUUCUGGCUGACGGUGUUCAAGAACACACAAACGAUGGCCGAUAUGAUCCAGCCGCACGACGAACCGGUGCUGGAGCAUCUGACUAACGUGAACAUCGUCUACAAGACCGACCCGAUGAGCUACGUGCUGGAGUUCCACUUUUCACCCAAUCCGUACUUCAAGGAUUCGGUGCUAACCAAGCAGUACUUCAUGCGCUGCCAGGUUGACGAGGAUGAACCGUUUAGCUUUGAGGGUCCCGAAAUCUACAAGUGCACCGGCUGCACGAUCCAGUGGAACCCGAGCAAGAACGUGACGGUGAAGACGAUCAAGAAACAGCAGAAGCACAAACAGCGCGGUGUGAUUCGUACUCUGACCAAGACGCUGCCGAACGAUUCGUUCUUUAACUUCUUCAGUCCGCCGGCCGUGCAAGAUGACGACAAGAAUGUGGACGAUGAAACGCAGAUGCUGCUGGCGUCGGAUUUUGAGAUUGGCCACUUCCUACGGGCCAGAAUCAUCCCGAAGGCCAUCCUGUACUUUACCGGUGAGGUGAUGGAUGAAGACGACGAUGGCGAAGAGGAAGAGGAGGAGGAAGAAGAGGAGGAAGAGGAAGGCAUGGAAGAGGAGGAGGGUGAGGAGGAGGAAGAAGAGGAUGAGCGACCUCCGGCGGCUAAGUCCCGGAAAGAUCGCCGCGCAGGUGGUGGUGGCGGUGGAUCGAAAAAGAAAGAACAACAGAAUCCUGCCGAGUGUCAACAGCAGUAGGAAAAUAACAACACGUUAAACCCGCUAUAUUCAGUUCAUUAUUCUAUAUUUUGAAGCUUUUUUGUUUAAGCUGUCUCCUAUAAUCACACAUACUCACCUACGCAAGCAAACACUCCCUACGCACCUCAGUAUAUACGAGAGAAUGCAUGUUACAAUAACGAUAAUAUAUGGAAUCGACGCCGUCGAUUAUCUACUCUGCAGAUCGAUCCGCCGCUGCUAUCGCAGGCCCAGUGGAACACGCCAAGCAUGAAGCGAACAUUCAGCAGGCUGAUGGAAAAGAACAGAUUCCUAACUAAUAACGUUGGUCAGCGUUGAAUUUGGCCUUCAGCUUCUUAUCUCGGAAAAUCUCGACAAGAAGGACGCAUAUUGGAGCUAGCUUAAGCCAGCUUCAUCAUCAUUUCUACUGGUUUCUUUGCCGCUGCCUCACUGUAUUGGCAUCUCAAUAUUUUAAAUUCCAAUAUUGAACUAGAUUAGAAGUUCUUUCUGUUUCUUAGAAUUAUUAUUAUUUUCUAAUAAAAUUAUCAUGAAACAAGUUUACAA
Messenger RNA from Wyeomyia smithii (pitcher-plant mosquito), 2046 nucleotides. Its product is annotated as nucleosome assembly protein 1-like 4. Gene Ontology annotation, biological process: nucleosome assembly. The transcript is spliced from 3 exons. Gene Ontology annotation, molecular function: chromatin binding; histone binding. The record is from RefSeq and is a predicted model, not a curated record. Lineage: Eukaryota; Metazoa; Arthropoda; Insecta; Diptera; Culicidae. Gene Ontology annotation, cellular component: chromatin; nucleus. Bases 307 to 1506 code for a protein of 399 amino acids.